GACGUGUCUCGGAACGCACUAAAAACGGUAAUUUUUCCACGUCUCUCCUCACUCUACCUUUAGAAGCUUCACCUGCACUUUCAGUCCGCCUCGGAGCGCACUCCACCCGAGCGACAUGCCUGGAAACACAACUCAAAACUCGGAUUUACAAAGGUCCACUAAUGUAGUAUAUCAGGCCCACCAUGUUAGCCGCAGUAAAAGAGGGCAGGUCGUGGGCACCAGAGGAGGUUUCAGAGGGUGUACAGUCUGGCUCACAGGUCUAUCAGGGGCUGGUAAAACAACGGUGGGCUUUGCAUUAGAGGAGUAUCUGGUGUCCCACGCCAUUCCCUGCUACUCCCUGGAUGGUGAUAACAUCCGUCACGGCCUGAAUAAGAAUCUCGGCUUUAGUUCAGAGGAUCGAGAGGAGAAUAUUCGGCGUAUUGCUGAGGUGGCCAAACUGUUUGCAGAUGCUGGGCUAGUCUGCAUCACAAGCUUCAUCUCGCCAUUUACCAAAGAUCGUGCGGACGCCAGGUGCAUCCAUGAAAGUGCUGGCUUGCCAUUUUUUGAGGUGUUUGUGAACGCUCCACUGGAGGUGUGUGAGAGCAGAGACGUUAAAGGACUUUAUAAGAAAGCAAGAGCUGGAGAGAUUAAAGGUUUCACUGGUAUAGAUUCUCAGUACGAGCGUCCAGAUACUCCUGAGCUGGUUUUGAAGACCGGAGAGCUCACUGUGACAGAGUGCAUCAAUCAGUUGGCGGACCUUCUGAAAGAGCAGAGCAUUGUUCCCAGUGGAGUUGUUGAGGAGAUUAAUGAACUCUUUGUGCCUGAGAACAGACUGAAGCUGGCACAGGCAGACGCCAGCACCCUACCUUCUAUCAGCAUCACCAAGUUGGAUUUACAAUGGGUGCAGGUGUUGGCUGAAGGUUGGGCUAGCCCUCUUAAUGGCUUCAUGAGGGAGCGAGAAUACCUACAAGUUCUUCACUUCAACACUCUACUGGAUGGUGGUACCAUCAACCUCUCAGUCCCCAUUGUCCUUCCUGUUGCUACGGAGAUUAAAGAACAUCUAAAUGGCAGCGCGGCUGUGGCUCUGGAGUACCAGGGAAAACGUGUCGCCAUCUUGCGAAACCCGGAGUUCUUUGAGCAUCGGAAGGAAGAGCGGUGUGCUCGCCAAUGGGGAACAGCCUGCCCCAAACACCCUUACAUAAAGCAGAUGGUAAUGGAGAGUGGUGAUUGGCUGGUAGGGGGUGAGAUGGAGGUAUUUGAGCGAAUCAGAUGGAACGAUGAUCUGGAUCAGUACCGUCUCACUCCACGAGAGCUAAAGCAGAGAUUUAAAGAGAUGAAAGCAGAUGCCAUAUUUGCAUUUCAGCUGAGGAACCCAGUGCACAAUGGCCACGCUCUGCUGAUGACUGACACACGUCGACAAUUAGAACAACGCGGAUAUCGAAGGCCAGUGCUGCUGUUGCAUCCUUUGGGUGGCUGGACCAAAGAUGAUGAUGUGCCUCUAGACUGGAGAAUGAAACAGCAUGCGGCUGUGUUGGAGGAGGGCAUUCUAGACCCACACUCCACCAUCGUGGCCAUCUUUCCCUCCCCCAUGAUGUAUGCAGGACCUACUGAAGUCCAGUGGCACUGUCGUGCAAGGAUGGUAGCAGGGUCUAAUUUCUACGUUGUGGGUCGUGAUCCUGCUGGAAUGCCCCAUCCGGAGUCAGGGCAGGACCUGUAUGAUCCAACUCAUGGGGGUAAAGUUCUGUCCAUGGCACCUGGACUCACCUCAGUGGAGAUCAUCCCAUUUAGAGUGGCUGCAUACAAUAAGACUAAGAAGGCCAUGGACUUCUAUGACAAGGACAGGCAUGCUGAAUUUGAGUUCAUCUCCGGGACCAGGAUGCGCAAGCUAGCUUGCAGUGGAGAGAACCCUCCUGAUGGCUUCAUGGCUCCCAAAGCCUGGAAGGUCCUAACUGAGUAUUACAAUUCCCUACAGAAAGACCAAUGACGACAUGUCAACAUCCCCAACGAGACCCAUCCACAGCCCCUUAAAAGACAUGCCAACACAGAAACCUCUUAAGAUCAAUAAGUUUUGCACUGUGAAUACCUAAGUUCAGUGUAAGGCAUUAAAUAAUGAAGGUGGACACUUGUUCUCAAAAUAUGUUACCUAAGGAAGGUCAGGUUAUGCAAAUUAUCAGGGUAUUGCUUUUUUGUUAGGGAAUAUAAAAGUGACAUUUCUCUACUGUGAAAUUUGAACUAAUGUGCCUUAAACCCAAUAAAGACAUUGCCAGUCCCAAAGAGAAUAUAAGAAAUUGUUCUUAAAUUGUAUUCGGAAAUGUGACUUGUGUUUUAUCAGAGCAGUAUUCCUAUAGUCCAAAUACUGCCAGUGCAAGGGUAGGAUUUCUCUAUGUAACCAGAAUAAUUAUGUUUACAUAUAAGUUUUUUAUUUCUCAAGAGAGGAUUAUCUGGCAAUUAUAGUAGGGAAAAAUACUUGGGAACAUAUUUAUUUGAUUAAUUCAAAGACAAUAAUGAAUGACACUGUUAUAUUAAAAAGUUAGCAAUGUCUAUGAAAUAUUAUGUUAGAUACUGUAUAUCUUAUCUCUUUUCAUUAAAUAUGUGUACGGUAGUUACAUAA
Xyrauchen texanus (razorback sucker) is the source of this 2590-nucleotide messenger RNA. It is a transcript of the gene papss2a, whose product is annotated as 3'-phosphoadenosine 5'-phosphosulfate synthase 2a. The record is from RefSeq and is a predicted model, not a curated record. Gene Ontology annotation, molecular function: sulfate adenylyltransferase (ATP) activity; ATP binding; adenylylsulfate kinase activity. Lineage: Eukaryota; Metazoa; Chordata; Actinopteri; Cypriniformes; Catostomidae. Bases 116 to 1963 code for a protein of 615 amino acids. The transcript has 12 exons. Gene Ontology annotation, biological process: sulfate assimilation; 3'-phosphoadenosine 5'-phosphosulfate biosynthetic process.